Molecule: messenger RNA, 2474 nt
Organism: Rosa chinensis
Lineage: Eukaryota; Viridiplantae; Streptophyta; Magnoliopsida; Rosales; Rosaceae
Product: ankyrin repeat-containing protein At5g02620
Exons: 8
Coding region: 556-2403 (615 amino acids)
Molecular function (GO): protein binding
Source: RefSeq, a predicted model, not a curated record
ACUACAAGUAGCGGUCCGCCUCAUGGGCCAACAUUUACCGAGGUUUGACUACCCCUGAACUUCAGACAUUAACAUUAAGAUCUCUGAGAUCGUCCGUGGAGGCGUGCGGCUAGUAUAUGCGGGGAUUAAUAACAUAAUCUGUGUGCCUGGAUUCCCUAGAUUUGAGUGUAACAGGCUACUUGGGGAAGUCAUGUUCUGUCAUCUCUUUUAUUGGAUCAAGGCCGGCAUGGGACAAUAGAAAAAAUUUUAAUACUGAGAACUGAGAAGGAAGGUUCAAAGCAAUUUCGUCGUUUGGAUUAAUAAUUGAGCCACUUUGGUCUUCGUCUUCACGUUCUCGGAAGCCGGGGACCAAAUUGGGACGACGUUGUCCUUUGUUUAAUUUGUCCGAUUAUAUGAGUCUCCAAUUUUCCACAGAUAUAUGAAUACUCUAGCUCCAGUUUUUUCCUAACCAAACAUCUUAUAACUACUCUCAAAGUUUCUACUUGCUCUAGCACGAGCGAAUUAUCUUCACAAGAGUGAUACUUUGCUUAACUGUGGAGGUUCAAUUUGGAACCAAUGUCUAGCCCACAAGCACACAAUUCUGUACCGCCUGGAAUUCAAUUGAUGGCUACUGGAAAUGGAGAUCCAAUAGCAACAGCACAUUACGUCAUCAACAUUCGCUCAACACCUUCGGAUCUUUUUCUACAGAACGACAAUAGAGAGCUAUACCUUAAUACAUGUGUGCCACUCAAUAAGUAUGCACUAAAAGGCAAUUGGGAAGCUGCUGAACGAAUUUUGAGGAACGAUCCAAGGCUUUUGACUUAUAGCAUAACAAGAGGAUGGGACACUGUCCUUCACAUUGCAGCAGGGGCAAGACAUGUUCACUUUGUGGAGAAGCUGGUAGAAAUGAUGGAAGAAUUGAAUGGACAGGAGAAAUGUUCACAAGACUUGGCACUGCAAGACAUGAAUGGAAACACUGCCUUCAGCAUUGCUGCUGCAGCUGGAAGUAUUGAAAUUGCACAGAUUAUGAUGAAGAAGAAUAAGUAUUUGCCAGUAAUUCGAGGCGGUGAAGGAAUGACACCACUCUAUAUGGCCGCCUUGUUGGGGCAGUCUGUAAUGGCAGAUAACCUGUACUCUAGAACCAAGGAAAUGUUAGAGGAAGCCGACCGACAAGCGUUGUUUUUUACUUGUAUCGAUAAUGGUUUGUAUGAUCUAGCUAUGAAGAUGCUAAGAAGUGAUAGAGCAUUAGCUAAGGCUCGUAAUGCAAAACAAGAAACAGCUUUGCAUAUCUUGGCUAGAACGCCUUCAGAAUUCACCAGCCAAAGUCCAGGAAUGUGGAGUAGACUCAUCAACUCAUUUAUCCCAGGUUGGAAGUUCUCAUACAAUGGAAACAUGAAACAAAUCAAUGAAGCCCUUCAACUAGUCAAAUGCCUUUGGACAGAAAUCUUGAGAAAUGAUCAUGACGAUGUGAUGAGACUAAUCAAACAUCCUUCAAAAUUACUGUUUGAUGCUACAAAAUUAGGAAAUUAUGAGUUCCUGGCAGUGCUUAUUAACUCUUAUCCUGAUUUAAUAUGGCAACUUGAUGACGAAAAUCGGAGUAUAAUCCAUGUUGCUGUUUUGCAUCGUCAUGCAAGUAUCUUCAAUUUAGUGCAUGAGAUAGGCUCUAUCAAGGAUAUGAUAGUGACAUUUACUGAUAAUGAUGAGACUAAUAACAUUUUACAUAUGGCUGCAAAAUUAGCACCUCCAAAUCAACUCAACCUUGUAUCAGGAGCAGCUCUUCAAAUGCAGCGAGAGUUGGCAUGGUUUGAGGAAGUAAAAAAGAUUGUACAACCCAACUCCAUAGAGAUGAAAAACAAGAAAGGAAACACACCACGAGAAUUGUUCACAAGUGAGCAUAAAGAGUUGUUACACAAAGGAGAAGCAUGGAUGAAGGACACUGCAAAUUCAUGCAUGAUUGUUGCGGCUCUUAUCGCAACUGUUGUAUUUUCAGCUGCAUUUAGCGUACCUGGUGGUACGUCUGAUAAUACAGGACAACCAAACUUUCUAAAAGAGACUGCUUUCCUAUUCUUUGCCAUAGCAGAUGGAGUAGCACUCGUUUCCUCUUCAACUUCAAUACUGAUGUUCUUGUUCAUCCUCACAUCGCGUUACGCUGAAGGUGAUUUUCUCAAAUCGUUACCGUUGAAGUUGAUGAUAGGACUCGCAUCACUUUUCAUAUCUAUAGCAUCCAUGAUGGUAGCUUUUAGCACAACCUUCUAUUUAGACUGUCAUUAUGGAUUAGGAUGGGUCCCAAAUCUUAUAUUUGUAUUUGCAUUUGUCCCGGUUGCUUUGUUUGCUUUUCUGCAGUUUCCUCUCUUGUCUGAUAUGUUUUCUUCUACAUAUUGUUCAAGUCUGUUAUUUCAGCCAUGGAAACAUAUGAUCGACUAGAAAGUCAAGCAUGUAUAUUGUUAUGCAUAUAUUAGAGAAAUGGAGCUGUUUUAGUUCGGGCACAUUUAUCA